AUGCGACCGGCCGGGCAGCGGCUGUAUCUCGACUUCUUCAGCGUAUCUCCUGACAUCACAGGAUCGGGUUUGCUGUGGCACCUGCGCUCCGAUUUAGCUCCUCUCUCAAUCCAGGUCCCCACCCAGCUGCCCCAGUGGGUGAUUGCGUUGUUGCCUGUGUUCAUCGUCCCCCCCUCGUUUUUCAUUGUUCUGUGUUUCCUCACAGUGCAGGUCCUGGUGGAUGGAGCCCCAGUCCGGAUCCAACUGUGGGACACGGCUGGACAGGAGGACUUUGACUGUUUGCGCUCGCUUUGUUACCCUGACACCGACGUCUUCCUUGUUUGCUUCAGCGUGGUAAACCCAAGUUCCUUCCAAAACAUUACUGAGAAAUGGAUCCCUGAGAUACGAACUCACAACCCACGGGCGCCAGUGCUGCUAGUGGGGACUCAGGCAGACUUACGGGACGAUGUCAAUGUCCUCAUCAGCCUGGAUCGCUACCAUGUGAAGCCCGUGCCCCGGCCUCAGGCAGAAGGUCUAGCUGACAAAAUCCGGGCCGAAGCCUAUCUGGAAUGCUCAGCGCUGACCCAGAAGAACCUCAAAGAAGUUUUUGACAUGGCCAUUGUCAGUGGUGUUGAACACAAAGCACGGCAGGAAAAGAAGAUGACGGCCAAAGGCAUCAAAACUCUCUCCAAGUGCCGCUGGAAGAAGUUCUUCUGCUUUGUCUGA
This is a messenger RNA of Charadrius vociferus (killdeer), 705 nucleotides long. RefSeq names its product ras homolog family member V (gene RHOV). Lineage: Eukaryota; Metazoa; Chordata; Aves; Charadriiformes; Charadriidae. Gene Ontology annotation, biological process: small GTPase-mediated signal transduction. The record is from RefSeq and is a predicted model, not a curated record. The transcript is spliced from 3 exons. The coding region runs from base 1 to 705 and encodes 234 amino acids. Gene Ontology annotation, molecular function: GTPase activity; GTP binding.